Dufourea novaeangliae is the source of this 2312-nucleotide messenger RNA. It is a transcript of the gene mas, whose product is annotated as mucin-5AC. Gene Ontology annotation, molecular function: serine-type endopeptidase activity. Gene Ontology annotation, biological process: proteolysis. The transcript is spliced from 12 exons. The record is from RefSeq and is a predicted model, not a curated record. Bases 1 to 2256 code for a protein of 751 amino acids. NCBI's taxonomy places the organism in Eukaryota, Metazoa, Arthropoda, Insecta, Hymenoptera, Halictidae.
AUGAUACUGCGAACAGUCCCCGGGGGCAUCGUCCUUUUUCUUCUACUCACGGGAUCGAUUGUUGCUCAGGAUGACGAUUCUUUGGCUGGUAGCUUCUUGUCAGGUUUAUUGGAUUCCAUAACGAGUACAGCUAAUAGCGCGGACUGUCCAGGGGUAUGUGUGCACGCGUUUGCCACCUUAAUAUGUUACGAAGUUCUCGAGCAUGUGCAAUGCCCUACUAGCAUGCGAUGUUGCAUCGAGGCACCGAUAAACGGAACCGGUACUUCCUCUGAAAACCUCCUCGAAGAUGAUAGUCCAACAUCGACUAUGCUCACCACCGUUAAGAUGGCAAUGACGUCUGUAAACGUCACCACACCACCAACGACUACAACACCGACGACUACAUCGACAGCGGCCCCGCCAAAAACUACCUCUGAUAGCCAGGUGGACACAGUCAACAAGACCUCGAUGAAAACAUGUUCCGGGAUUUGCAUGGCGGAGAGAAUCGCAGAUUACUGCGACGCCGUUUUGGUAAUCGACACUCUAUGCAAGCCAGGAUACAAAUGUUGCGUGUCCAGAGACACGUUCGGGGAUUCUCCUCCGCCGGAAUUGUUGGUGAUCGACCGAACAAAUUCGAGUCGGUUCGACGAGAAGACAGGCGUCAGUACGAUACACAAAGGCUCUUCAGUAUCCACGGCUGGGAGACCAAACACGUCGACCUCUGCCAGCGUGGUCACCACCACAAUUGCCACGACCGAUGCGAUGACGAGACAGCCAACGACCACUUCGAGGCCAAAGAUUACUGCGAAAAAACCAUGCAAGGGUGAAUGCGUCAGCGGUUUUUUCGCGCUUCUUUGCGACAAGGUGGACGGAGAUGCUGAAUGCCCCGAUGAUGGUUCCUGUUGCAUCAUCGACGCGUUCUUGAAAACGGAAACCACAACGACAAUUCGACCAACCACGAAGUCGCCGCAGCCAAAAUUACAGCCGUGUCCAGGAUUCUGUUUGUUGACUAUUAUGGCUGCUUUCUGUGAACGGCCGAACGUGAUAAUACCGAGGACGUCGACCUGCCAAUCUGGAUCUAUCUGUUGUGACGACACGAAAAUGACACCAUCUUCUUCGUAUCAGACUCCGAGGCCGAGGCCGAAACCUUCACCGAGACCACCGGUCACUACGGUUUCAUUGCCACCGGAUCCUCGCCCAGAAUGUCCUGGAUCUUGCAUCGUUUCUUACUUGUCUUUCACUUGUUUCAGAAACGCUGAACUGACAAAUUUAUUCAAAUGCAAGAAACACGGGCAUCAAUGUUGUGCGCCAAAAUCGCUGAUCCGAGAGUUCAGUGGUGGAAAUUCAAGCGAGCCAGUUUUGAGUAAUAGAAACGAUACCAUGUAUGUUACGUCGAGGCCAUAUACAACACCACUGACGACAACAGUGUAUGAAACAACGACAAUGACAACAACCAUGAGAAGUCCUGUAUACAGUAAGUACGUAUGUGGUGUGAAGGGAACUUCUCGUGGACCAAUCCAAGCACGUAGCUUUGACCGAGGAGCACGCGUCGUUGGGGGCGAGGACGCAGAUGCGAACGAAUGGUGUUGGCAAGUUGCUUUAAUUAAUUCUCUCAACCAGUAUCUCUGCGGCGGUGCACUCAUCGGAACACAAUGGGUGCUUACGGCAGCGCAUUGCGUUACAAACAUCGUAAGAUCCGGAGACGCGAUAUACGUGAGGGUAGGCGACCACGACCUAACACGGAAGUAUGGGAGUCCUGGCGCGCAAACCUUACGGGUUGCGACCACUUACAUUCAUCACAAUCAUAACAGUCAGACUCUGGAUAACGAUAUCGCACUGUUAAAGCUCCAUGGACAAGCGGAGCUUAAGGACGGUGUUUGUCUUGUGUGUUUACCUGCGCGGGGAGUUAGUCAUACAGCUGGCAAGCGAUGUACUGUCACCGGUUACGGAUACAUGGGUGAAGCUGGCCCCAUUCCUCUUCGAGUACGUGAAGCUGAAAUACCAAUCGUGAGUGAUGCGGAAUGUAUAAGAAAAGUGAACGCAGUGACAGAAAAAAUCUUCAUUCUACCAGCAAGCAGCUUUUGUGCUGGUGGUGAACAAGGCAACGAUGCGUGUCAGGGUGACGGAGGAGGUCCUUUGGUAUGUCAAGACGAUGGAUUUUACGAGCUGGCUGGUCUUGUUUCAUGGGGUUUCGGUUGUGGAAGAUUGGAUGUUCCUGGUGUUUAUGUCAAAGUCUCGGCGUUCAUUGGCUGGAUCAACCAAAUCAUUUCCGUGUAAAAAAUUCAGUUUUUGGUGAAAGUAAGCCGGACGAUCCACGCAUGAUAAAAUACCAA